Emiliania huxleyi CCMP1516 is the source of this 978-nucleotide messenger RNA. RefSeq lists its product as hypothetical. Bases 1 to 978 code for a protein of 325 amino acids. The record is from RefSeq and is a predicted model, not a curated record. The transcript is spliced from 3 exons. Lineage: Eukaryota; Haptophyta; Isochrysidales; Noelaerhabdaceae.
AUGCUGCGGCCUAAGACUCCGAGGAUUGGAAUCGUCAGACUUGAUCAGCCGCGGACGGCAAAGACCGCGGUGCUUGGAGAUCUGGUGGCACCACAGAGCCUACAGGGGGUGGCACCACAGAGCCUACAGGGGUCGGAGAGCUUGUCCCAAACGGAUAUCAUCUACAGGAGAGCAGAAGGAUACACGUUCUCCGUCUGCGUCUCUGGACACCCCGUGAACGCACCUGAUCAGCUGCAGCUCACGCGGGGCGAGGUCAGGAUCCGCGGGACUCAGGGCGAUCCGCAGCACCUCUUUGAAGUCGGCGGCAACCAGCCGCCGCGUGCACGCAAUCCCUCGUUCACUGAACCAUGGGUAGUGAAUGGGCGCGCUGUGGGCGUCGUCUACAUCUACCUGCCCGAGCUCAUCCUUGCCAAUCUCAAGCAAACUUUGGCCGAGCUUCGCGAGCUUGAGUGCCGGUGCCUCUCCUCUUCAUGCGGAUUCAUGGCCAACAUCAACUCUUUCUGCGCCGCGCGCUCCGGGAUGCCGACACUGAUGUCGACUCUCGACCUGCUGCCGACUCUCUUGCUGUCGCUGCCCCCAGAGGACGUCAUCCUCGUCCUUACCUCCAACGGCACGAACUUCAAGCGGCACGCGGAAACACUGAUUCCGCCACAUGUCCCUCUGAAGAGACUUCGCGUCUGCGGGCUGGAGCAGGUGCGCGGAUUCGGCGCAGAGGUUGCCUCAGGUACAACUGUGGACCCGUUGCUCGCAGAGGCUGGCAUUGUCGGGGCGGUGGUGGAGGCCUUCACGGCCACAGCACCAAGCCCUAUCGGUGCGAUUCUACUCGAGUGCACCGAGCUGCCAGGCUAUUCGAACGCGCUGCGCCAGAAGUUCAAUCUGCCCGUGUACGAUGUGCUCACGCUCUGCUCGCUGCUCAUCGCUUCCGUGGCCGUGAGCCCUACCCUAGGCGCACAUGCCCACUUCGUGAACGAAAUGUAA